AGUUAUCGGCCCAGCCUCCUCGCUCGGCGGCAGCCGUCCCCGAAGCGGGAGGAGCCCAAGGGGGCGCGGGCCCCCGCAUAAAUCAUUGUAGUCAAAUUUUUUAGUUUUCAGCCACUCAGCUUUGAUAAUGGAGGAACAGGGUAUUGUGGUUUAGGGAUUGCCACCUCAGAAUAGGAAAAUAAUUGGGAUUUUGUAUUUGAAGACAUGGAUCUUGCUGCCAAUGAGCUCAGCAUUUAUGACAAACUUUCAGAGACUGUUGAUUUGGUGAGACAGACAGGCCAUCAGUGUGGCAUGUCAGAGAAGGCAAUUGAAAAAUUUAUCAGACAGCUGCUGGAAAAGAAUGAACCUCAGAGAGGAGCACCCCAGUAUCCUCUCCUUAUAGCUGUGUAUAAGCCCAUUACCACCUGAACCAGUGCUUUCAGGACCUCACACCUGGCGCUCACUCAUCCAUCACAUCCGGCUGAUGUCCUUGCCCAUUACCAAGAAAUAUAUGCCAGAAAAUAAGGGAGUUCCUCCAUAUAGGGAUGGUGAAGACAGGCCCUUUCCAGACUUUGACCCCUGGUCAACAAAUUACUGUGAGAAGAAUGAGUCGGACCCCAUCCCUGCCAAUUGCACUGGUUGUGCCCAGAAAUUACCCCUCAAGGUAAUGCUCCUGGAAGAUACCCCUGAGAAAUUUGAGCAACUCCAUCCUCUGGUGAUCAAAACGGAACAGCCAUUGUUGUCUGAGGAACUUCAGCAUUUUUUGUGUCGAUACCCUGAGGUGGCAGAAGGCUUCACCGAAGGGUUAUUUGCCAAGUGGUGGCGCUGCUUUCCUGACCGGUGGUUCCCAUUUCCUUAUCCAUGGCGAAGACCUCUGAAUAGAUCACAAAUUUUACAUGAGCUUUUUCCUGUUUUCACCUACCUGCCAUUUCCAAAAGAUGCCUCCUUGAAAAAAUGUUUCUUUCUUCACCCGGAACCUGUUGUGGGGAGUAAGAUGCACAGAAUGCAUGACCUGUUUACCAUUGGCAGUGGUGAGGCGAUGUUGCAGCUCAUGCCUCCCUUCCAGUGCCGGAGACACUGCCAGUCCGUGGCGCUGCAGCUAGAGCCAGGGGAUAUCGGCUAUGCCGGUGCCACCCACUGGAAGGUCUACAUUAUAGCCAGAGGGGCAAAGCCUUUGGUCAUCUGUGAUGGAACCAUCCUCUCAGAACCAUAGGAAACAGAACUCUAUACAGGAACAGCUUUGAGAGCUGAAGACCCGGCUGAAAGGGGGAAAAUAAAAAUGAUGACACCGCUUUCUGGGGGUUGGUUACUUAGUUGCCUGCCCUUUGCAUGUGUGUGUGAGCCAGCCAUGUGCUGGAGCAGUGGCCAGGGCCCCGCCCUCCCAACUCUUCAUGCAUAUGGCCCGGAAGGUUUC
This is a messenger RNA of Orycteropus afer afer, 1393 nucleotides long. Lineage: Eukaryota; Metazoa; Chordata; Mammalia; Tubulidentata; Orycteropodidae. The record is from RefSeq and is a predicted model, not a curated record.